AAUAAAAACUAAAGAAGUGCAUAUAUAAACAUGUUUAUAUGAUACAUUUCUUACAAUCUCUCAUCUUCUUUUGUACACUCUAAAAUCGUUUUUUCUUUCUUCCUCCCUCGAAUUCUUUGGUCAACGUAAGACACAAAAUGGAACACGAAAAAGAAGCUUUUGUUGAGAAAGAAGUCAAAAAAGAAGUUCCAGAAUCUAACUCUACGAUUAGAGAAAAGGAACCAAUUCAUGAAACUAUUGUGUUGUGUGUUUGCUUAUUGAUAAUUUUGGGAUUAUAUUGUGGCGCGAUAUGUGCAUAUUCCUCUUUCCCAUCGGCAAAUAAAUCAACUCAAGUGCCUUAUAUUACAAUAGCUUUUAUGAAUUUUACGGUGCUCGAUACAAAUACUCGUCUUAGUGCAAAUUGGGAUUUAUCAAUUAGAGUUCCCGAAAAACUUCAUGGUUCCUUUAUAUGUCUACCAGGAUACUUUCAAGCUUCUUUACUUUACAAGAAUAUUACCAUUGCUACUUCACCCAUAAGAAGUUACAACAAUCUCCAAGGCCAUUGCCCUCAACUGCUCAAGGUUUCAGGGGUUGUCUCUGAAGAGGAUAUUAAUGGUGCAAUUGGCAAAAGCAUUAUGAAUGACAUUAAGGAGAGAGUGGAAGUGCGUUUGGGGUUGCGGUUGUUUCUUCCGGAUAGCGGAGAAAACAUGACAGGGUCAGGGACGAUGGAAUUUGCUUGUGAUGAGGUAAAGAUGCAAUCUGACUUGAGUACUCGGAAUAUUACAUCAACUGUGGUUGGGAGUCCUACUUGCCUCCUUGUUGGUCACUAGCUUCUUGUUUAAAUAUUUUAAUAAUAUGGAGAGUACUGGACUUAAUUGUGUCUGAUAUCGAUUUUGUGUAUA
Camelina sativa (false flax) is the source of this 881-nucleotide messenger RNA. RefSeq lists its product as uncharacterized. The record is from RefSeq and is a predicted model, not a curated record. Lineage: Eukaryota; Viridiplantae; Streptophyta; Magnoliopsida; Brassicales; Brassicaceae.